Messenger RNA from Rhagoletis pomonella (apple maggot), 2691 nucleotides. Its product is annotated as annulin. NCBI's taxonomy places the organism in Eukaryota, Metazoa, Arthropoda, Insecta, Diptera, Tephritidae. Gene Ontology annotation, biological process: peptide cross-linking. The transcript is spliced from 4 exons. The coding region runs from base 303 to 2588 and encodes 761 amino acids. The record is from RefSeq and is a predicted model, not a curated record. Gene Ontology annotation, molecular function: protein-glutamine gamma-glutamyltransferase activity.
AUCAAUGAGCAGCGUAUUGCCGCGGCGCCGGUAUUCAAUUUAAGCAAAACUAUAUUGUUUAGUUUACUAAUGCUUGCCAACGGGUUAACAAGUCACUUUAAAAAACGUGAGACGCUCGUAAAAUUGUACAACGUAUACACGUACAAAAGUAAUUUUACGGUUCCGGUUUACAUUUGCAAGUAAAAAAAAAUUGCGAUUUUUAACGCGAAAAAAUCAAACUAACCGAAGUGCCUACAAAUUAGUGCAAAAAAAGAAAAUACGAUUAUUUCAGUGCCUAUCAAAACAAAAACUUAUUUUCGAAAAUGAACAACUGGUAUUCAAAUUAUCUGCCUGGCUGGGCGAAUCGUUGGCUAGCUCCACCACGACCAGUGAAUCCUUAUCGUGCUAUACGACCUGCGUAUGAAAAUUCCGCCGACGCUGAUGCCAUACUCACCGUACUCAAUGCAGAUCUCUGCCUAGAAGAGAAUAAUGACGAACACAAAACAGAUCAUUUCUUUGCCGCCAAAGAAGCUUUAAUUGUGCGACGCGGUGAUCCAUUCCGCCUGCGUAUACACUUCAAUCGUUCAUUCAAUCCCACACGCGAUGCCAUCAGUUUUAUAUUCACCGUCGGCGAUGAUCCAAAACCCAGUCCCGGCCAUGGCACACUGGUAGGACUGGUGCCACGUGAUGGCAUCGAUUAUCUCGGCGAUCCACUGGAUUGGGCUGCAGGCAUUGAAUCACACGAAGACACAGUACUUACGGUGCUCAUCAAACCUGCCGUCACUUGCCCCGUAACCGAAUGGAAAUUAGAUAUCGAUACGAAAUUGCUAACCGAUGGUUCGAAAACCUUUUCCAUACCCUUGCCAAUUUACGUGCUCUUCAAUCCGUGGUGCCCGGACGAUCAAGUCUACAUGGCCGAUUAUGAUAAACGCAAGGAGUAUGUUAUGCACGACACAACUCUUAUCUGGCGUGGUUCAUAUAAUCGCAUGCGUCCUUCGGUGUGGAAGUUGGGUCAAUUCGAGCGUCAUGUGCUGGAGUGCUCAAUAAAAUUACUCGGUACAGUGGGACGCAUACCCCCCGCCUAUCGCGGUGACCCAGUGCGUGUGGCGCGUGCACUUUCGGCCGCUGUGAAUUCGGUGGAUGAUGAUGGCGUAAUACUGGGCAAUUGGAGCGAGGACUUUUCGGGCGGUACGGCGCCAACUAAAUGGAUUGGAUCAACUGAAAUUUUGCAACAAUUCUAUAAAACACAGAAGCCUGUGAAAUUUGGGCAAUGUUGGAAUUUCUCGGGUGUACUAACCACAAUUGCGCGCACGCUCGGCAUACCGUCGCGUAUUGUCACUUGCUACUCGGCGGCGCAUGAUACGCAGGGUUCGCUGACAGUGGAUAUUUUUAUUGAUCAAAACAAUAAGAAGUUGGAUGCGGAGACCACUGAUUCCAUAUGGAACUAUCACGUUUGGAAUGAGGUGUGGAUGCAACGGCCAGAUUUAGGUAUUGGUCCGUAUGGCGGCUAUGGCGGUUGGCAAGCAGUGGAUGCAACGCCACAAGAGCCCUCGGAUAGCAUGUACCGUGUCGGCCCGGCCUCGGUAGUUGCAGUGAAGAAUGGUGAAAUAUUACGUCCUUUCGACUGUGGUUUCGUUUAUUCGGAGGUGAAUGCCGACAAGGUAUACUGGCGUUACAAUGGCCCAUAUCAACCCAUAAAGUUACUACGUAAGGACACCUUGGCAAUUGGGCAUUUAAUCAGCACAAAAGCGGUGCUCAAGUGGGAACGCGAUGAUAUCACAGAUACGUACAAGUACGAAGAGAAGACUGAUGAGGAACGUAAUACGAUGUUAAAGGCAUUAAAGCAAUCGCAGAACGCUUUCAGUCGCUACUACUUGAAUGACAGCUUCAAUGAGGUGGAGUUUGAUAUGUCGCUGAAGGAUGACAUCAAGAUCGGCGAGAGUUUCACGGUAAUAGUGAAAAUCACAAAUAAAUCCAAGGAUAAUGUGCAUGUGGCGAGCGGGCAGUUAAAUUGCGAUGCAGUGCUAUAUACAGGCAUCAAUGGAGAGGAGGUUAAGACGAUGCCCUUCGAAAUAGAAUUGAAGCCAGAAAUGUCUGAAUUUGUGCGAAUGGAAGUGCAGUUUGAAGAAUACUUUAGGAAAUUGACAUCGCAGGCCGCUUUCAAUAUUUCGUGCGCUGCCAAGGUGAAAGGUACCGAAUAUGAAUACUACGCACAGGAUGACUUCCGAGUACGCAAACCGGAUAUCAAAUUCACAUUCCAAGGAAAAAUUAUUUCCCAGCAAGCAGUGGAUGUGAUUGUACGCUUAACAAAUCCGCUGCCCAUACCACUUAAAAAGGGUUUAUUCUAUAUUGAAGGACCCGGUAUCGAGAAAGCGAUGAGAUUUAAGAUCGCUGAGAUCCCAGUCGGUGGCACAGCUGCCUCAACGUUCAAAUAUGUCCCACCUUAUGCGGGACGUGGUACACUUCUUGCCAAAUUCAAUUGUAAAGAACUCGAUGAUGUGGAUGGUUAUAUUCACUAUGAAAUUGAGCCAAGACCUGAAGAUGUUAUCAACAAUGGAACACAUCGAUCGCACAAUAUCAUACGGCGUAGAACCGAUGUGAUAGCAUGAAGAGUUUAUUGAAUAGUUGUUGUAUAUUUUAUGAUGAAAGUUAUCGGAUUUAUUUACAAAGUUGAAGUAAUCUCUCAAUAAAACCGAAAAGAUUUUUUAUUUA